AUGUCGAAACUGAGUUACAUAUCGUCACCCAACUCGACUCAAACUGAUUACGUGUCCAUUGUUGAUGUUCUCGAAAAUAGAGCCAAGGAAACGCCCGAUAAAGAAAUAUGUAUACACAGAUUACCAGACGGAGGGAGGAAAGUUCUCACAUACGAGGAACUCACACGGAAGUCUACAAAACUUGCCAAGUAUCUUGUCUCCAUAGGGAUCAAAGUCGGAGACAAUGUGGCUAUCAUGGGAUCAAAUAAUCUGGAAUGGAUCAUUGGAGAGUUUGCUAUUUUUAUUGCUGGGGCUGUUGCUGUCCAAUAUCAAGGAAGCGGUCAAGUUUUCAACGAGACGGUGCAUUUACUUAAGUCAGUCCGGUGUAAAGCUGUUCUACUUGAUCCCCAUGCUGAUCAGACAUAUCUCUCGGAAAUGAAGAAAUACUUUCAGGUAAAGGACACGUCAAGCGAAGGUGAUGAGAAACCACAAGUUGUAUUACUUCAGAAACCAGAUGGAGUACCAUUACCUUAUAUUGGUGAUAUUCUGUCAGCAGAAGAAGAUCCUAAAGUAGCGUUGCCAAGAGUUCAACCAGAGAGUUCAGCUGUUAUCUUCACUACGUCGGGGUCAACCGGUGUCCCAAAAAUGGUCGAAUUUACACAUCUUGCAAUUACAAAUUCGCCAAUGAAAAGCUACUUCUGUUCAGAGAAUGAAAUCGUUUUUUCAGACAGACCGUUCUCUUGGUUGGGAGGAUCGCCAUUAUACCCCAUUGUAGGUGGAUUUGCUCGCAUUUUCACAGAUCCAAAAAUUAUUUUGGCGGAAGAGAAAAUUCAGAAUGUUUGGGAAAUCUUAAAAGCAGAAAAGUGUACAGUUGCAUUACUUUUUCCAUACGCAUUAAGAGAUCUUCUUGAUCACGAAGAAGAAAUCCUGAGUAUGAAGUAUAAGCCUAUUUCGAUUUUCACUGGAGGCCAAAAACCUGGGAGUCACCUAAAUGCGAUGUCCGGUAAAUUCUGUGAAGAAAUUUACAGUGUUUAUGGAUCAACGGAAGUAGGCAAUUUAUCAAAAAUUUCUCUGGCGGCAGAAACGGAAGUAGAUCAUGUGGGAGAAAUAACACCUGGUUAUGAAGUUAAAAUUAUUGGAAACGAUGGUGAAACGUUAGUCUGUGGUGAAAUUGGUGACAUUGUUAGUCGAUCUCCAUGGAUGUUGAAAUCUUACAAGGACUCUCCAGAGCUCACCAAGGUUUCCUUUACUGACGGAGGUUGGUUCCGUAUGGGUGAUACAGGUUUGAUCACAGAAGAUGGAAAGUUGUUUGUGAAGGGAAAAGCAGGAGACGUAAUAAAGAGAGGGACGAAAAAAAUCCUAUACAGCUAUGUGGAAAUGGCGAUUACCUGUUUUCCUGGGGUUACAGAGGUCGUUGUUGUAACUGUACCGGAUGAACGUCUUCUAGAAGAGAUAUGCGCAUGCGUUAUUUUUGAAGACGAGGCCAGAAUCACAGAAAAUGAUCUCAAAAAAAUGUGUUUUGAAAAACUAGGCGAUAACAUCAUAGGAGACUCUCCUACUUUUUUUCUUGUGUUUGAAAGUUUCCCACGUCUAAACAAUGGGAAAAUAGAUAGAAUCAACACUAAGAAACAAGCUAUGGAAAGGCUGAAUCGUUGA
Ylistrum balloti is the source of this 1635-nucleotide messenger RNA. RefSeq names its product putative acyl--CoA ligase YdaB. NCBI's taxonomy places the organism in Eukaryota, Metazoa, Mollusca, Bivalvia, Pectinida, Pectinidae. The coding region runs from base 1 to 1635 and encodes 544 amino acids. The record is from RefSeq and is a predicted model, not a curated record. The transcript has a single exon.